CCCCUCGGCUGAACGGCAGCCAAUGGCCUCGUCCGCCGAGCUGCCACUCAGCCAAAUCCGUCCAAUACCCGCGGCGGCCUUUCUCGAGCGGGCGCCCCCACUGCGUGCUCCAACUGUUGUGCGUUCUGCCCAUCGCCGGAGGGCAGAGCGAAGGGGGAAAAGCGGAGUUCGACGCCGGACAAAAGAACUUUCGAGCGCCUCGUAAGCAUCUUUCCAUGCGCGGUGCAUGCGCGAGGCUGAGGGCGCGCGCAUGGAGUAGUCAUGGAAGCGCCUUUGAGCAAGAGGAACCCCGCGUUAAGAUUAGCGGAUUUGGCAGCCGCUCAAGUCGUCCCUCAGCAGAACAUGACGGGCUUCCCGGGGCUGGGGGGGCAUCACCCUCUCUCCCACCAUGCCCACCUCCACCCUGGGGAGCUGACCAACGACCCCGGCGCGGCGCUCACUCCAUUCGGACCGGAGCACAUGGCCCAGAGCGGUGCGCUCAAACUUAGCCCGUCGCAGCACAUCCAGAGCCACCACGAGGCGGCGGCGGCGGCGGCGGCGGCGGCGGCGGCGGCGGCGGCGGCGUCGGCGUCCUUCGCUCCGGCGCAGAGCAGCGCGGCUUUCCCCGUGGCGCACCAAACGCACCCGGGCUACUCCAGCAGCAGGGACCUGCUCCUCCGCAGAGAACUGUCAGCCUCCGCCAUGCACGCGCUCGGCGAUCAGUCCGCCGCCCCCCCCCACCCCCACCACCACCCUCACCACCACCACCACCCCCACCCUCACCCUCACCCUCACCACGGCGUCUUCAUCUCCCCAACAGGUGCGUACGGCCACGCGGACGGCGGGGCCCACCCGCUCUUCUCGGGGCUCCACGAGCAGGCGUCCCCGGGCUCGCACCCGCACCCGCACCCGCACCACCACGCCCUCAACGGCCAGAUGCGCCUGGGACUCCCGGGGGACCUCUACGGCAGGUCGGAGCACUACGGAGCCUCCGCGCUGCACGGCUACGGCGGCGCCACCGGGCCCGCGGGGGCCUUCCUGCGCUACAUGCGGCAGCCCAUCAAGCAGGAGCUCAUCUGCAAGUGGCUCGAGCCGGAGCCGCGCAGUCCCAAGAAGCCCUGCUCCCAGACCUACGGCACCAUGCACGAGCUGGUCAACCACGUGACGGUGGAGCACGUCGGCGGGCCGGAGCAGAGCUCCCACGUCUGCUUCUGGGAGGAGUGCCCGCGCGAGGGCAAGCCCUUCAAGGCCAAGUACAAGCUCAUCAACCACAUCCGCGUGCACACGGGCGAGAAGCCCUUCCCGUGCCCCUUCCCCGGCUGCGGAAAAGUCUUCGCCCGCUCCGAGAACCUCAAGAUCCACAAGCGCACGCACACAGGUGAGAAGCCGUUCAAGUGCGAGUUCGAAGGCUGCGACCGGAAGUUCGCCAACAGCAGCGACCGGAAGAAGCACUCGCACGUGCACACGUCCGACAAGCCCUACUACUGCAAGGUGCGCGGCUGCGACAAGUCCUACACGCACCCGAGCUCCCUGCGCAAGCACAUGAAGGUGCACUGCAAGAGCCCCCCGCCCCCGCACGACGCCACCACCUACGUCCCCGGAAACCCGCUCGGGGAGACCCUCACCCCCCCGCCGCCGGCGCAGAGGAACCGCUGCGCCGGCCUCUCCUCGCAGGUGAGCAACCUGAACGAGUGGUACGUGUGCCAAGGCAGCGGAGGGGGCGUCCACCGGCACCCGCAGCAGCACCUGCACUCCCCCUCCAGCGACGUGCCCACCUCCGAGUCUGAGGACGACCACUCGUUUAGAGACCAGGACCCCAGGACGGUGCUCUGAUUGACGCAACAGCUGC
Messenger RNA from Phyllopteryx taeniolatus (common seadragon), 1828 nucleotides. RefSeq names its product zic family member 5 (odd-paired homolog, Drosophila) (gene zic5). The transcript is spliced from 2 exons. Gene Ontology annotation, biological process: central nervous system development; regulation of transcription by RNA polymerase II. Lineage: Eukaryota; Metazoa; Chordata; Actinopteri; Syngnathiformes; Syngnathidae. The record is from RefSeq and is a predicted model, not a curated record. Gene Ontology annotation, molecular function: DNA-binding transcription factor activity, RNA polymerase II-specific; RNA polymerase II cis-regulatory region sequence-specific DNA binding. Gene Ontology annotation, cellular component: nucleus. Bases 262 to 1812 code for a protein of 516 amino acids.